This is a messenger RNA of Vitrella brassicaformis, 2320 nucleotides long. The record is from the annotation of a GenBank genome assembly. NCBI's taxonomy places the organism in Eukaryota, Vitrellaceae.
CUCGUGUCUGGUGCAUGUUGUCUCAUUCAUUGUCUGUGUGUGCCAGCCACCUGUCCCACCCAAUGUCCCCCGUCCAUUCAUCCAUCCAUCCAUCCACCGAUGCAAUCUGUACCAGCAUGCGCCUGACGAUGGACAGAUUGCGGAUUGAGUGGAUUGAUUGGCCCCCUCUCACCCCCCCGUAUCGCGUAAGGAAUCCGCGUUGCAGCGCGCCCCUUUUCGGCGGCACAUGCAAACACCGAAACACAACGCAACACGCACACAGCCGACUGACUGACUGUCUGACUGGUCGUAAGUGCCAACAACGAAAAGGGAAAAGUGACAGUCGUGUGUUUGGCCUUUACAUCCAGGCAGACGAGGAAAGAAACACAGACAAUCGCAUGCGCAGACGAGAGCGACACAAAUAAGUCUGCCAGGUCACUUCGGCAGGAGAGAAAAAUAACAGACUACACGAUGUGUGCUCUAUCUUCUGGUACAAAUCAACACGAACGAAUGCAAAGAGCUUACCACCCCCUCCAUGUGAAAUGCACGACACGACACAACACAACACAACACAACGCGACGCGACACAUCACACAGGGGGGAGGGAUAUGCCCACCACGUUUAUAGGCGCCCCUCUCCCCCACGCCGACAGCCUGAAAGCCACACACAUGGACACAUUGAGUGACUGGACUGGCCCGGCGUGUGUGUGGCCAACCAAUUGUGUGUCUGUACUCACAAUAGCAACGGGGGCCAGGGCCGCCUACGUUGCACUGCCAACCACCGGGUAUGAACCCAGGUCUGCAGCAUGCGUAGCCGUCGGGGCAGUCAUUGUUAUUAACACAAACAGUAGCGGCGCCUGCACACAUCACGGGCGGGAGGGAAGGGGGGAGGCAGAGACGAUGACGCCCGCGCGUGCAUUUAGGGGCUUACAGGUGCCGUCUCUGCAGAUAUCGGAAUGGCAGUCGUCAUUGUCUUGGCACCCCUCGCCAACAUCAUUCAGAUUUCCGGGAGGGCGGCAUCGGCGCUGCACGCAGCUGUACACACGUACAUACACACCAAUGCCCCACACACAUGAAAGCAUUCACACACGCAUCACCAUGUCUCCCUUUCCCCCUCCUCCAUUGUCUCGUUUGUCUGGCCCUACUUCUCCGAGCAGCAGUCUGAAUUCCUGUUGCAACUAAAGUGCGGGUUGUUGUCGUGAAUGCAUUCACCAGUGUCCCAAUCAUUGCCGGGAUCAUCAUCGGGCCUUUCACCUGCACACAGCACAGGAGGGAUUGAGAUGGCGAAGGGUGAUCCGUGUGACAUGUGUGUGCAUUGGGAAACUUACAGGUGCCGUCUUCGCACUUGUCGGAAUAGCAGUCGUUAUCGUAUCGGCACCCCUCGCCAAUCUGCUGCAGAUCUCCGGGUUCACGGCACUGGCCAUUCACACAGCUGCACACACACAUACACGCCCACCAAGGCCCCCCACACAUAGGCAUCCACAUACAUACAGACCUCUCCCCUCCCUCUUGCUUACUUUUCCGAGCAGCAGUCUGACGUCCUCUCGCACCUUCUGCCGAAAUGGUCAGGAAUGCAGUCUCGUGGUGGGCUCCCCGUUGGUCCCUCUCCUCCCUCACGCCGACAGCCUGAAAGCCACACACAUGGACACAUUGAGUGACUGGACUGGCCCGGCGUGUGUGUGGCCAACCAAUUGUGUCUGUACUCACAAUAGCAACGGGGGCCAGCGCCGCCUGGGACAGCGCCGCCUACGCACUGCCAAGCACCCCACUCAGCUCCGCAGCAUGCGUAGCCGUCGGGGCAGCCAUUGUCAUUAACACAACGGGUAGCGUCGUCGCCAGCGCCUGCACAAAUCACAUGCGGGAUGGAAGGGCGAUUCGUAUGUGUGUGCAUUUGGGGGCUUACAUGUGCCGUCUUCGCAGUCGUCGGAAUAGCAGUCGUUAUCGUAUCUGCAUCCCUCGCCAACAUCAUUCAGGUCUCCAGGCCUACGGCACUGGCCAUCCACACAGCUGCACCAUGCCCACCAAGGCCCCACACAUAGGCAUCCACAUCAGACCUCUCCCCUUCCUCCCGCUUACUUUUCCGAGCAGCAGUCUGACGUCCUCUCACACCUCUUGUCGGCAUAGUCAGCAAUGCAGUCUCGUGGUGGUCUCCCCGUUUGUCUUUCCGUUGGUCUCUGUCCUGGUCCUGAUGGCUGCUCAGGGACGGCCAAGAAAGUCUCAUCGCCUCCGUCAAUCACGUCACCGUCGACCUGCGUGUGCUGUGUCACACCGUUGGCUUCCUGUGCGGCCGCGAAGGCAAGCAUGCCCAGAGCCGCAAAAAACAAGAAGAGCCUCAUGCCAGC